AUGCCUUCCUCACUCACGCUAUUGAGCGUGGGCUCACUCGCUCUGAUCUCGCCUGCCGUUGCCAGCAGCUAUAACCUCGUCCAGACCUGGCAAGGCGAGGGUUUCCUCGAAUAUUUCGACUUCUUCACCGGCGCGGACCCGACGAACGGCUUUGUCACCUAUACUAAUCAAAGCUAUGCGGAGAGCUCGGGUCUGGUCAAAGUCAACUCCAAUGGUUCCUUCUACAUGGGUGUCGACCAUACAACAAAGCUAAGCACCACCGGUCCCGGUCGUGAGUCGGUCCGUAUCGAGAGCAAGAAGUAUUACGACCAUGGACUAUUCAUCAUCGAUCUUGCGCACAUGCCCGGUAGUGUCUGCGGUACCUGGCCCGCCUUCUGGUCGACUGGCGCCAAUUGGCCAGCCGAUGGAGAGAUCGAUAUCAUCGAGGCCGUCAACUUGAACACGAACAAUGAGAUUGUCCUUCACACGAAGGGCACCUGUGACGUUUCCGCUCAAACUGGUAUGACCGGUACGCUGACUGCCACCCACUGUGGUGAGGAUGCUGGUACCACAGGCUGUGUCGUCGAGGGCCCCAAGGGUUCCUCGGGCACCCCGUUCAACGAGAACGGUGGUGGUGUGUAUGCUAUGGAGUGGCAGGAGGACUACAUCAAGUUCUGGUACUUUGCUCGCGACUCGAUCCCCGCCUCGAUUACUGCUGGUACCCCUGACAUCUCUGCUUUCGGUAAUCCCAUGGGCCACCUCCAGGGUUCUUGCAACUUCGCCGAACACUUCAAGUCCCAGAAAUUCAUCUUCGACACCACCUUCUGUGGUGACUGGGCUGGUGGUGUCUUCCUCUCGUCUGGCUGCCCCGUCAGUGACAAGAGCAGUGCUACCAGGAGCUGUGUUUCCUACGUCGCUGAGAACCCUGCCGCCUUUGAGGAGUCUUACUGGGAAAUCAACUACAUCAAGAUCUUC
Messenger RNA from Aspergillus homomorphus CBS 101889, 954 nucleotides. It is a transcript of the gene eng2, whose product is annotated as putative GPI anchored endo-1,3(4)-beta-glucanase. Lineage: Eukaryota; Fungi; Ascomycota; Eurotiomycetes; Eurotiales; Aspergillaceae. Gene Ontology annotation, biological process: glucan catabolic process. Gene Ontology annotation, molecular function: hydrolase activity, hydrolyzing O-glycosyl compounds. The record is from RefSeq and is a predicted model, not a curated record. The transcript has a single exon. The annotation marks the transcript as partial.